GCCGAGGUCUUCAUGUCAGGGCCACACUAAUGCAGGCAAGGCCCAAGUUCAAUGACGGCCGAAAAUCAAGAACUCUACGGCCCAACCCAUGAAAACGCCAAUCAGUGAGAACCCCGAUCGAGCAUUUCGGGAUUCUGGUAGAGUGGUAGUUGCCCGGAGGGAAAGCAGAUCGCUGAUCUUAAAUACCUUGCCGGCCGAUUACGCAUACCCCAAAAAUUCAAUCGCCGGGAAAAUUGACUAGCUUCUUCCUGCUCAAUUUCCGUGGAGUCUUCCUUCCCCUUACCUGAAGAAUUUAGCCACGAAGUAGAGAGCUAGGGUUUUUUGCGGCAAGUCUUCGGUGAUUGAUUAUUACUGGGAGCGACUAUCUGUCUGAUGGGCUUGAUGGUGGCUCUCCAGCACUGAUGUCACUGGUCUGGAUUGUGCUUCGUCAUCUUGCGGAUAUUGAAGAGAUGGUAAAAGCUGAGUCAAAAAAGGUGAUUUCAAGAGUCGAGUGGGAAAAGAAGCUGAAUGAUGUGAAAAUACGGAAAGAAGAUAUGAAUAGGUUGGUGAUGAACUUCUUUGUCACCGAGGGUUAUGUUGAAGCUGCUGAAAAGUUCCAGAGGGAGUCUGGGACAGAAACAGGUAUAGAUCUCGGAAGUAUCAUUGAUCGCAUGGCUGUUAAGAAAGCGGUGCAGUGUGGGAAUGUUGAGGACGCAAUUGUGAAAGUUAAUGAUCUAAAUCCCGAGAUACUGGACACAAACCCCCAACUCUUCUUCCAUCUUCAACAGCAAAGGCUUAUUGAACUUAUCAGAAACGGUAAAAUAGAAGAAGCCUUGGAGUUUGCACAGGAAGAGCUAGCACCAAGGGGAGAAGAAGAUCAAAGCUUUCUGGAAGAGCUAGAGAGAACUGUAUCACUGCUGGCUUUUGAAGAUGUGGCGAACUGCCCUGUUGGAGAACUUCUCGAUAUCUCGCAACGGUUGAAAACAGCAAGUGAGGUCAAUGCCGCUAUUCUCACCAGCCAGAGCCAUGAAAAAGAACCAAAGAUCCCAACUUUGUUGAAAAUGUUGAUAUGGGCACAGAAGGAACUAGAUCAGAAGGCCAUCUACCCACGAAUAAACGACUUGUCUACUGCCACGCUGGAAGACUCUGGAGUUUGAUGUAGACGCCUGUGUUCCACAUUCGAGGAGAUAUUGAGCGUAUAGGGAAGCUUGGGAAAGAAGCAUUCCAGCAAUUCUACUACUCUUUUUCCAUGUCUCCCCCCAAAAUGGAUUCUUAAUUUCCCGAGGAAGUCCAAGAGGACGCUAAGAUUGAUAUGAUACUGUUUAGGGCUUGUGGAAUGCUCUUUCUUCUCCUCUUCUCCUUGAAAAUGUUCAUCGACAUACUCAUCUGUAACAAUUGAAAUUUCGGUGUACAAUCUCUGCUUCCUUUCACGUUUCUAUAGGUCCAUCAGAAGGUAAACUCUGCU
Molecule: messenger RNA, 1444 nt
Organism: Linum tenue
Lineage: Eukaryota; Viridiplantae; Streptophyta; Magnoliopsida; Malpighiales; Linaceae
Source: the annotation of a GenBank genome assembly